Messenger RNA from Andrographis paniculata, 3240 nucleotides. Its product is annotated as putative receptor-like protein kinase At5g39000. Lineage: Eukaryota; Viridiplantae; Streptophyta; Magnoliopsida; Lamiales; Acanthaceae. Gene Ontology annotation, molecular function: ATP binding; protein kinase activity. The transcript has 5 exons. Gene Ontology annotation, biological process: protein phosphorylation. Bases 78 to 3167 code for a protein of 1029 amino acids. The record is from RefSeq and is a predicted model, not a curated record.
GUCUUUUUCGCAGAAGCAGUGCUCACCAGACUUGACUAUGAAAGUCGUCGCCGAUCCGCAAUCUUCCUUCACCUACCAUGGUUACACCUCUGCUGUUCCUCUGCUUUACCGCAGUCGCCGUCGCCAGCAGCAACAAUCCAGUGGAGGAAUUCGCCGGCGAUGUUUCAAUCGACUGCGGCUCUGCCGGCAAUACGACGGCCGGCAACGGCCGACAAUGGCUGGGAGACGUCGAAAUUAACUCGCCUUCCCUUCUGCGAAUUGAAGGUUCCUCAACUACUUCAACUGCUCUUCGUAAGAAUUUGCUGAUUUCUGGUGAUGAUAGUGAUAGAGUUCCCUACAGAACUGCGAGGAUCUCUCGUUCCCAAUUCUCGUACGCAUUUGGAACGAAUCCAGGUCAGAAAAUUCUUCGAUUUCAUUUUAUUCCUGCUCCGUACAAGGAUUCUAAAGGAUUUGAGGAUUUGUUCAGUGUUGAAGUCGGUUAUUUCACACUGCUUCGUAAUUUCAGCGCUUCAUUAACUGCACAAGCCCUUGGUGUGAAUUCUAUUGUGAAGGAAUUCUGUUUAUAUAUCGGAGAUAAUGAAUUUGAUAUAGUUUUCUCUCCAUUGCUAAAUUCAUAUGCCUUCAUAAAUGGAAUUGAGAUUAUUUCUGUGCCCUCCAGUUUUUCUUAUUUUGGUGGUGGAGAUAAUGGCGUCCAAAUAGUUGGUCAGAAGUCUCUGGUGUCUGUUGAUUACAGCAUUGCUCUAGAAUUAAUAAAUAGACUAAGUGUUAGGCAGAUUAGUGAUCCAUCUAUGGAUGGUUUUGAUCACACAUACCCUGUGUGGGUAAAUCAGAAGUUCAGCGUGGUUAAAAACAACACCUGGAGAGUGCCGGUGGAUGUGGGAUUCAGGUACUUUGUCAGGCUUCAUUUCUCUGGGAUUGGUCUCAAAAUCAUGGGAUAUGAUGAUUUUCUGUUUAAAGUCCUUAUUAAUGAAAAGAUUGUUCAUAGUAAUGUUGAUAUUGUGAGUGAAAGGGAUGGGAAGAACAUUCCAAACUAUGUGGACUAUCUGGUAGUGAUGAGAGGGCAUAAAAAGCAGAGUAAAUGUGAUCUUGUAAUUAGUUUGCAUCUGUACGAUGAAUUCGUUGAUGGGAAUGGACUUGUUGCUGGAUUUGAGGUAUUUAAGAUGAGCAACAAUGGUGGCAUUCUCGCCAGUCCUAAUCCGUUACCGUUGCCUCCAGAUCAGGAUAAACCACACUUGCUUUAUGUUUAUUGGUAUGUUAUUACAAGUCUUGUGGUAAUAGUUUGUUCUUUGGUAAUUGUAGUCAGUAAACCAAAGAGUGAUAAACAACAAUUAUGUCAUCGUUUUUCAUUAUCUGAGAUCCAAUCAGCCACUAGAAACUUCAGCAAUGAGUUAUUGAUUGGAAAGGGUGGGUUUGGUCAAGUCUACAAAGGGACGAUUGAUAAUGGGAAAACUACUGUUGCGAUAAAGAGGCUGAAACCUGACUCCAGACAAGGUGCACAUGAGUUUCACAUUGAGAUUGAAACCCUUUCUGAGGUUCGACAUGAUAAUCUGGUUUCUCUAGUUGGUUAUUGUGAAGAAUAUAGAGAAAUGAUUCUUGUUUAUGAAUUUAUGGCCGGUGGAACACUAGCAAACCUCAAAUGGAACCGCUCCUCAUCUCUCACCUGGAGGGAACGCCUUAAUAUCUGCAUUGGAGCUGCUCGUGGACUGGAAUUUAUUCAUGGCAGCAUGGGAAUUAUACACGGUGAUAUAAAAACUUCGAACAUUUUGCUUGAUGAUUACUUGGUAGCAAAAAUUUCAGAUUUUGGCUUGGCCCAACAUGAGGACAGUAGCAAUCUAGAAACCCAUGUGAGCACAAGAGUUAGGGGCACUAUGGGGUACUUAGAUCCACAUUAUGUCCACACUCAUAGGUUAACAAAGAAAAGUGACAUUUAUGCCUUUGGGGUGGUGCUGUUGGAAGUAUUGUGUGGCAGAACAGCCUUUGAUUCAAGGCUUCCAGUAAAUGAGCAAAAUUUGACUAUAUGGGCUCGGGAGAACAUUAAUAGAGGUAAUGUUGAUCAGAUUGUGUCUCCAAGUCUGAGGAAUGAAGUCUCAGAAAACAGAGUAAGGGCUUUUGUAGCAGUUGCGGAAAGAUGCUUACACACUGAACCAGAGCAACGGCCAACAAUGGCUGAAGUUGUGGUGCAACUCAUUUCAGUGCUUGAGCUUCAGGAUACCCCCAGACCAUCAUUAGGAUUAAUUAUUCAAGAAGACAUUGGUGGACCAAUCAGGUUUGAUCGAGAUACAAUUGCAAUAGCCACCAAUGGAUUCUCGAUAUCAAAUCAAAUUGGGCAGGGUGGUUUUGGUACAGUUUACAAGGGAGUCUUGUAUACAGGACAGGAGAUUGCAGUGAAAAGGCUUUCGGGAGCUUCUAAUCAAAGAGACAAGGAGUUUAAUAACGAGAUUCGUUUGCUUUCCCGUCUCCGACACAAGAACAUCAUUAAGCUACUAGGCUAUUGUGAAGAAGAAAGACUAAUUGUAUAUGAAUUCAUGGAAAACAGAAGUAUGGAUCUUUAUAUAGGUCGUCCACCAACAUUAACUUAUCCGCAUCUUUUUUGGGCUGUGCGAUUCAACAUCAUAAAGGGGAUUGCUCGAGGGCUAGUAUACCUUCAUCAAGAUUGUGGGCUAUGUGUCGUUCGCAUAGAUCUCAAACUUCCAAACAUUUUGCUGGAUGCUGAUCUGAAUCCUAAAAUUUCUGAUAUGGCUUUGGCAAAAGUUGUUAAUGAAUAUGAAUCUGAGAUAUCGACUGUAAUUGCAGGGACCUUUGGUUAUCUGUGUCCAGGAUACUAUAUGGAAGGGAAAGUUUCCAUGAAAACGGAUGUGUACAGCUUUGGAAUCGUUGUCCUGGAGAUUGUGGCCGGCAGGCGAGUCAUUACUAGGAAUAACAACAGCGAUCCUAUAUCUCUUCUAAAUGAUGCUGAGAGGCUGUGGAAUGAAAGCAGGGAAUUAGAACUGGUGGAUGGAUCACUUGGGGAUGAAUUUACAGUGGAGGAAGUCGAAAGAUGCAUUCAGGUUGCGCUGUUAUGCGCACAACCCCGGCCACGCGACCGCCCAACUAUGUCUUCUGUGCUCCGAAUGUUGGAAGGAUACGAAGCAGUGUGGGAUCUUCCACAGCCACAGCGAUCCUUUUGAUGCAGUUUACUAAUUAUUAAUGUGACGACAAACAACACAUGACAUGGCAAAUUAAGGUACUGCUUUUUAACUU